GAGGAAGCCUCUCUUCUCUUCUUCCUCCAACCUCUCUUCCUUCUCUUCUCUGGACCACACUUGGUUUUCUGCAAACAUACAAACUCUAAUAAGCCUCUGUUCCUUUCUCUCUCCCACCAUAGCGCUUACUCUUUUGUGUGAGAGUGUGUGUGAGGAGAUAUUAUAUUGCAGGACAUUAAGUUAUCUUCAGCUAGAAGGCAUUUUCCUCUCCCUUGUGAUCAUACCAUAUAUACCUUCUCUCUCCCCUGCCUAUCUGCGAAGCCCUCGGGGUUGUUGGGGCGGUCAGGGAUGAGUAAGGAGGAGGUCCUCAAGAUACAGACCUGUGUGCUGAAAGUGAACAUCCACUGCGAUGGGUGCCAGAAGAAGGUCAAGAAGAUCCUCCACAAGAUCGAAGGUGUGUACCAGUCCAGCAUCGACCCGGAGCAGGGCAAGGUGACGGUGUCCGGCAUGGUGGAUCCGGACACCAUCAUCAGGAAGCUCAACAAGGCUGGCAAGCCGGCCGAGCUGUGGGGCUCCUCCAAGGCUGUCAUGGCCAACCAGUUCCAGAAGAUGAACCUUGACGGUGGUGGUGGUGGUGGUAAAGGGCAGCCCAAGGACGCCGGUGGCAAGGGCCAAUCCAAGGACGCCGGCGGUGGCAAAGGACAGAAGGGUGGAGGCGGAGGCGGAGGCGGUGGUGGAGGUGGCGGUGGGGGUGGCGGCGGCAAGGACGCGAAAAUGAUGAUGCCGCAGCCCACGGCGCAGCAGAUGCAGGGGCUCCAGCAGCUGCAGCAGCAGAUGCAGAUGAAGGGGCUGAAGAUGCCGCCGUUCAUGGAGGGCAAGAUGCCGCCGUUCAUGGAGGCAGGGAAGAUGCCGCCGUUCGCGGGGGGCGCGCCGGCGCCGGCCAAGGACCCCAAGUCCGUCAAGUUCAGCCUCCCCGAGGACGAGUUCGGGGACGAGGGCAGCGAGUUCGACGACGAGUUCGACGAGUUCGAUGACGAGGACGACUUCGACGACGACGGGCUGGACGACGAGUUCUACGACGAGGACCCCAAGGCGAUGCUGAAGCAGGUGGCCAUGCCGCCGGGCGGCGGCGGGGGCGACAAGAAGGGCGCCGGCGGCAAUGGCGGAGGCAAGAAGGGCGGGAACGAGAUCCCCGUGCAGGUCAAGGGCGGCGGCAACAACGGCGGUGGCGGUGGCAAGAAGGACGCGGGCGGCAAACAGAACCAGAACCAGGGUGGCGGAGGCGGAGGCAAGAACGGGGGCGGUGGGCAGCCCAACAACGCCAAGGGAGGAGGAGCAGGCGCCCCGGGCGGUGGUAACGGCCAGCCGGGGAAGAAGGGCGGCGGUGGCCCCGGUCUGGGUGUCGGUGGCCCGAUGGGUGGCGGCAUGCCGCCGCAGCAGCAGGCCAUGAUGAGGCCUCCUAACAUGAUGGGCGGUGGCGGCUUUCCUGGCGGGAUGGGCCCGAUGGGCGGCGGGCCCAUGGGCCACCAUCCUCACGUGGGGGGCGGCCACGGCGGGGGCGGUGCCGCGCAUGGCAUGCCGGCCGGCGGCAUGCCUCCAGCUGGGUUCUUCCAGGGCGGCGCGGGCGGAGGCGGUGUCGGCGGCAUGCCGGCCAGUCCUGCCGAGAUGCUGCAGGCCGCCGCGGCGGCCGGGAACCCGAUGGCGCAGCAGCAGUACAUGCAGAUGAUGCAGCAGCAACAAAUGAUGCAGCAACAACAACAACAGCAGAUGAUGAUGAUGAACGGGCACGGGCACCAUGGCGUCGGCGGUGGCGCGCCGGCGGGGUACCCGCCGAUGGGGUACGGGUACAUGCGGCCGCCGAUGCCGUAUCCGAUGGCGUACCCGAUGCAGGCGCACCCGCACGCGGACCCUUACAACUACUUCAGCGACGAGAACCCCAACAGCUGCUCGGUGAUGUGAGGGAAGAGACGGAUCGAGGCUGCCGCCGCCGCUGUCAGUGGCUGCUUUCCUCGAUCCCUCUUUCUCACCGCAGCCGCAUUGUUCAAAGUAAACCAACCGGAAGGAAGCAAGUCUCAGGUGAUCGUCUAUCAGUCAGUCAGUCAGUGAGUCCGUCAGUCAGUAUACAUGGGAAACGAGUCCCAUCUCAUCUUAGCUCGCUCCUUACUUAGCUUAUUUUCAUUUUCUGAAAAACAAAAAUGAACAAGUCGGAACUUCCUUGAAGGCGAAGGUAGGUAUAGUAAUUAUCUAUAGUUGUCAUAAGACAUGG
Molecule: messenger RNA, 2206 nt
Organism: Lolium rigidum
Lineage: Eukaryota; Viridiplantae; Streptophyta; Magnoliopsida; Poales; Poaceae
Product: heavy metal-associated isoprenylated plant protein 33-like
Exons: 4
Coding region: 289-1899 (536 amino acids)
Molecular function (GO): metal ion binding
Source: RefSeq, a predicted model, not a curated record